Molecule: messenger RNA, 1449 nt
Organism: Hansenula ciferrii
Lineage: Eukaryota; Fungi; Ascomycota; Saccharomycetes; Phaffomycetales; Wickerhamomycetaceae
Product: Transcription factor SKN7
Exons: 1
Coding region: 1-1449 (482 amino acids)
Biological process (GO): regulation of DNA-templated transcription; phosphorelay signal transduction system
Molecular function (GO): phosphorelay response regulator activity; DNA-binding transcription factor activity; sequence-specific DNA binding
Source: RefSeq, a predicted model, not a curated record
AUGGCUCCAAGAACUAAAAGUGAAACCACACCAGAAUCUAAAAGUGGAGAUAGUACACAUGGAUCAAUUAGUUUGAAUGCUUCUCUUGGAAUACCUUUAACUAAUGCAUCAUCAACAACUUCUGGUUCAACAGAUUUUGUAAAGAAGUUAUUUUUAAUGUUGGAGGAAAAUGAUUAUGAUAAAAUUGUUAGAUGGACAACUAAAGGUGAUUCAUUUGUGGUGCUGGAUACCAAUGAAUUUACAAAAGAAAUAUUACCAAAGCAUUUUAAACAUUCAAAUUUUGCAAGUUUUGUUCGUCAAUUAAAUAAAUAUGAUUUCCAUAAAGUUAAAUUAUCAAAUGAAGAAAAACAAAUGAAUGAAUAUGGUGAUGGUGCUUGGGAAUUUAAACAUCCUGAUUUUAGAAAACAUGAUCGUGAAGCAUUAGAAACAAUCAAAAGAAAAGGUCCAGCUCAAAAAAGAUCAAGUGAAGAAACUAAUAGUAAUGAAACCAUUAAUAAAUUAGAAGAUACUGUAUCAAAAUUGAAAAAUGAUCAAAAAAAUCUUGCAGAUGAAUUAAAAUUAAUGAAUUCUAAAUAUACUACAGUUAUUGAAUCAAUUAUAACGUUGAAAAAUACAAAUGAUCGUUAUUUCAGAAGUAUAUCAAGUUUAGUAAAUUGUCUUGCUUCAAAUGGUAUAAAAUUACCUCAAUUGGACUUACCACCAAUUGAUUCACCGGUUUUACAACCACCACCAACUCAUGAAGCACAUCAUCAACAUCAACAAUUACUAGGCUUACCACAAGAGCAACAACAGCAACAGCAACAGCAACAGCAACAACAACCUCAGCAGCCUCAGCAGCCUCAACCACAUCAACCACAUCAACCAGCUACACAACAAAUCACACAAGAUACUGUUGAUCGUCCACCUUCACAAACACAAUCACCUCCAAAACCUUUAAGACCAGGUUUCCAUGUUUUAUUUGUUGAAGAUGAUGCUGUUUGUAUUCAAUUAUGUCAAAAAUUCUUACUUAAAUAUGGUUGUACAGUUCAAGUUGCAACAGAUGGUUUAACUGCAAUUUCAGCUUUAGAAAAUUCUAAAUAUGAUAUUGUUUUCAUGGAUAUUGUUAUGCCAAAUUUAGAUGGUGCAACUGCAACAUCAAUUGUUAGAAGUUUUGAUCCACAAACACCUAUCAUUGCAAUGACUGGUAAUAUUAAUGAACAAGAUCUUGUUUCAUAUUUACAACAUGGUAUGAAUGAUAUUUUAGCAAAACCUUUUACAAAAGAUGAUUUAUAUUUGAUGCUACAAAAAUAUUUAAGCACAAGGGUACCGCUUAUGUAUCAAACACAAGCUCAACAACAAGCUCAACAGCAGCAACAACAACAACAACAACAGCAGCAAUCACAACAACAACAACCUUCACAACCAAACCACAAUGAUAAUGAACCCUUUUUAAAAAAGCAAAAAGUCUGA